Messenger RNA from Prunus persica (peach), 2958 nucleotides. RefSeq names its product cytochrome P450 704B1. Gene Ontology annotation, molecular function: oxidoreductase activity, acting on paired donors, with incorporation or reduction of molecular oxygen; iron ion binding; monooxygenase activity. NCBI's taxonomy places the organism in Eukaryota, Viridiplantae, Streptophyta, Magnoliopsida, Rosales, Rosaceae. The record is from RefSeq and is a predicted model, not a curated record. The coding region runs from base 1076 to 2680 and encodes 534 amino acids. The transcript has 6 exons.
AUAUUCUCAAACCAGUCAUUUAUUUACAUCAAAAGUAUGACAAAUUUGUCAUUGCGAUCGAUUUAUUGAAAAAUGAUGAAAUUUAUUAUGGUUAAAUCCAAUCCCCUAAUCAUGACGAAAAGAAAAAAAAAAUUUUAUGUUCCUUCCUUAACUAUACAAAAUAUAUAUUCAAGAAUGAAUCACAAAUUUAUAGACUUUGGCCUUUUCAUAAAUUUAAGACAAUUAUUUUAUUUUGAUUAGAUAUCAUAGUAAGCAAGAUAAUGAAAACAAUAUGUUCCUUUAUGUUUUUUCAAACAGGUUCCUUGUAACAUUUCCUUAUCCUAAAAGAAGAAAAGAAAGUAGCAUCUAAAUGAAUGAGGUCGGUCAAAUAAGCCGCGUGGAAAGCAAUCUUGAUUUGAUGACGUACAGAGGACUAGCUGUCACGCACGCAUGGGUUGAAACUGAAAGUGUUGAUGAAGGCCUUCCUUCUUUGGGGGCUAUUGAUGACAUUUCAUACCCUAUUUGAUAUUUAUGUCCUUGACAAAAUCCUAUUUUAGUUUAUACGUCUGACUGAGCAACCUUCAUUUAAAUUGAAUAAGUGACAUGGAAAAUGAUCUUUGCCACAAAAUUAUCUUUCCAUAAUUUUGCGAUGUCUAUUUUAGCUAAUUUUGCAAUUAAAGUCUAACGGGGUUACUACAAUGGUUGUGGCCUUCUCUUUUUUCUUUGCUUGGCACUCAAAUCAAAACUUUAUGGUUUUUUUCCUCUCACUGUAACAAAAAAAUAAUUGCAAUUAAAUAAGACAUUAAAGUGAUUUAACCCAACCAAAAAAAAAAAAAAGCGAGGUCUUCACAGUAUUAACCAAAAAAAAUGUUUAGAAAGAAUUAGGUUAAAUUAGGUUAAGGGCACAAAAGAGAUGAACUUUUUUUUAAUAAUCUUUUACAAAUCCUUAUCAACUUCAAAGCAUACAAAGAUUGUUAACAACCCAAGUCUCAACCACUUAACUAAGCCAUUGCUAUUCUAAUUUAUAACUAAUCAAUCCCAGGCCUGUCAAAGCAGUUAAUUACUCAUUCUUUCUUGCCCUGAUUUUUCAUCUGAAAUGGAGCAUCAAGAAAGCAAUGUGUUAUUAGGUUUGUUCUCUCAGGAUGGAUACAGCAAGGGGUUUUUCAUGCUCGUCUGCAUGGUUUUGUCAUGGAUAAUAGUCCAUAGAUGGAGCCAGAAGAACAAAAAAGGACCCAAAACAUGGCCUCUAGUAGGAGCUGCAAUUGAACAGUUGAUGAACUAUGACAGGAUGCACGAUUGGCUUGUCAAGUACCUCUCCGAAUCGAACUCCGUCGUCGUCCCAAUGCCAUUCACAACCUAUACUUACAUUGCAGAUCCUGCAAAUGUUGAACAUGUCCUUAAGACCAACUUUGCCAAUUACCCAAAGGGUGAAGUGUAUCAUUCGUACAUGGAAGUCCUGCUUGGAGAUGGGAUCUUCAAUGCGGAUGGAGAGCUUUGGAGGAAACAGAGAAAGACUGCAAGCUUUGAAUUUGCAUCCAAGAAUUUGAGGGAUUUCAGCACUGUAGUCUUCAGAGAUUACAGCCUCAAACUCCAUGCCAUUCUGAGUCAAGCAUUUGAAGGCCAACAAGUAGACAUGCAGGAACUGCUGAUGAGGAUGACUUUGGACUCCAUAUGUAAGGUGGGAUUUGGUGUAGAAAUUGGAACUCUGGCUCCCAAUCUACCAGAUAAUCACUUUGCCAAGGCCUUUGACACUGCAAACAUUAUUGUGACACUUCGGUUCAUUGAUCCAUUGUGGAGAAUAAAGAGAUAUUUAAAUGUGGGAUCAGAAGCUUUACUUGACAAAAGCAUUAAAAUCAUUGAUGAUUUUACAUACUCUGUUAUUCGAAGAAGGAAAGCAGAGAUCAAGGAAGCUGGCCAGAAUAGCGAAAACAACAAGAUGAAGCAUGAUUUACUGUCAAGAUUCGUUGAGUUAGGCGAAGACCCAGAAAGCAAGUUAACUGACAAAAGCCUCAGAGAUGUUGUCCUCAACUUUGUAAUAGCUGGCCGGGACACUACAGCAACUACUCUCUCCUGGGCCAUUUACAUGAUAAUUUCCCAUUCCCAUGUAGCUGAGAAGCUAUAUUCGGAGCUCAAAACCUUGGAAGAAGAUCGAGCAAGAGAAGAGAAGGUUUCGUUGCUCCAGUAUGACACAGAGGACCUUGAAUCAUUCAAUCAAAGAGUAACACAAUUUGCAGGACUUUUGAAUUAUGAUUCACUGGGGAGGCUGUAUUAUCUGCACGCAGUUAUCACCGAGACGCUUCGUUUGUACCCUGCAGUCCCUCAGGACCCCAAAGGAAUCUUGGAUGAUGAUGUUCUACCAGAUGGAACUAAAGUCAAAGCAGGAGGGAUGGUGACUUAUGUUCCCUACUCAAUGGGUAGAAUGGAGUACAAUUGGGGCCCAGAUGCAGCUUCAUUCAAGCCUGAGAGAUGGCUGAAAGAUGGUUUCUUCCAAAAUGCGUCGCCGUUUAAGUUCACCGCAUUCCAGGCAGGGCCAAGAAUAUGCCUAGGGAAGGACUCUGCAUACCUCCAAAUGAAGAUGGCACUGGCCAUUCUGUGCAGAUUUUACAAAUUCACUUUGGUCCCUGGUCAUCCAGUUGAGUACCGGAUGAUGACAAUUCUAUCAAUGGCGCAUGGCUUGAAGCUUACCGUAGCCAGACGUUAAUGGGAUGCUUGUAGAGGCCAGAAUGUCAGCUGUGUCAAAAAUAAUUAAAAGCAAAAUUUAGUGUUUUGUUCCAUAAGUUCUUAUAUUCUGAAGCUUAUUUGAACUACAUGCAUGAUGUCAGAAAUGACAGAAAUAGUUUCCCAUACAUGGCAUUCUCUCAAAAGUUCAGGUGGUACAUUUAUUUCAAAGCUUCUAAGCCACAACACGUAUACUAUAUACCAGAUAAAAGCUUUGGCAUUGUUUCUACCAUUCCCGUAAAAUACAGUAAAAGUAAUUAA